Messenger RNA from Cyprinodon variegatus (sheepshead minnow), 1283 nucleotides. Its product is annotated as WW domain binding protein 1-like. Bases 108 to 806 code for a protein of 232 amino acids. The record is from RefSeq and is a predicted model, not a curated record. NCBI's taxonomy places the organism in Eukaryota, Metazoa, Chordata, Actinopteri, Cyprinodontiformes, Cyprinodontidae. The transcript is spliced from 4 exons.
ACAGUCGGUACUUCCGGCAUAAUGUUUUUAGCCGACCCAGGGAUGUGGCUUGCUAGGGUACUGUGACUGUGUUCUUCAACCAUGUUCUUUUAAUCCUUUUAAACUGGAUGAUUUUGGACAUGACUUCAUCAAAGUUGAAUCCUGGACUUCAAAACUCUGCUACGCCGACCUCCUUAGUGGAGCAGGUCGGACUGGUUUGCGUGGGGAUGGACAACCAGAGCUACACCUGUGAAUCUGGCCGCUGCUGUGGAGACGCCGAAUGCUGCCUUAACUACUACGAGCUGUGGUGGUUCUGGCUGGUCUGGGCUUUGAUCAUCAUCCUGACGGGUUUUUGCAUCUGUCACCACUGGCGGGCCAAGCAGCGCUUCCAGCAGCAGCGGCGGCAGAACGAGAUCAACCUUAUCGCCUACAGGGAGGUCAACAACAACUCGCAGUUACCCCUCUAUCUCAGGUUCCUGCCGGUCUACCUGCUGCCAGCCUAUGAGGACGCAGUCGACCGACCACAAACCCCCCCUCCCCCCUACACGCCCCUCCAGUUGGCGCCACCAUGCUCCGACCCCCUAGAGGAUGUCUGUGGCUCCUGCUCGGGUGCCUCCACGGAGCACGACGAUAACGCCGACCCCCAGGAGGCAACGCAGAUCUACUCCAGUGGCCCCAGUACCCCCGACAAGGACUCCACACCGGGCCGGUACCGGCGGUUCACGGGCGAUUCUGGCAUCGAAGUGUGUGACAGCCAGGAUCCUCUGUGGGACAGAGAGGAGAUGUUAGAGGAGGGGGGCGGUCCGCAGACCAAGCCUCCUGGGUGACCAUGUCGGGGGUUGGCGAUUAACAGGAACAUCUACCUCACAGGGACAGCUUCGGAACCGGGGGUGGGGGGACCCAAACACCCAGGUUCUAGCAGAGAUUCUGUGGAUCCAGACCAGCAGCCUUUAAUGAGAUGCUGGGUUCAUUUCUAAGGAAUGUCUUUUUUUUCUAAUUGAAAUGUGUUGGAGGAGACAUUUGGUUUGACUGUCAGCUUUACGUCUGUUUGGGUUCUUUGUAUGAAAACCACUAACGAUUAUUUUACAAAUCGAUUCAUAUUUUUUACGAUUAAUAAUCGGAUAGCCAAAGGUUCCUUAAAGAAGACUUUUCUAUGAAAUCAGACCGGGUGAAACUAAAACCUUUUCACUUGAAGAGUUCUGGAUUAUUACGACGGAGUAUCAGGGCCAGGUUAGAGAUUUUUUUAUUUUGAGAGUAAAGUCGUGGCAUUAAGAGAAUAAGGUGGUAAUAUUAUAAGAAUUAAG